UGGUUUUAAAGCUAAAAAGUCAAUGUUUUUAUGCUAGGACUUGAGUUGACUAUUUGAGACUAUUAAAUUGAUGAAUAACGAUUAAUUUCUAAUUAAACUAAGGGUUUUAGUUUCUUAAAUAGUUGCUAGAAAUUUAGUAAACAUGAUUAAUAAUUAAGUUUCUCCUUUGUGUUUAUAGGAGUUGAUUUCUAGUGAGUCAUGAUUCGCACAGUGGCCCCGUACUUAGGUAUUCCAGGAUUUAAGAUGUUGCUUUCAAAGUACGCAAACCUAGGACACCUAGAGAAGCUAGAGUGUGAGACCCCGCACAUCUAUGUGAAGAAGAUCGAGUUUGCUUGCAACUAUUUUGCUACAGUGCAGAAUCUGCCCGAACUAAGGAAAAAGGAUAUUAUGGCCGAGAUGGUUAUUCAUUGCUUGCCCUCUAGGAACCCAUACAUAGAGUUUAAGAAUCGGUUUCGUGAUAUGCAUUUGGACAGUGGUAUUCCUAACUAUUACAAGUAUGGUACUCCAGAUGGUAGAUGGAGAUAUGACUUGGAGAUUAUGACCACUAUUAUAGAGCUUGCGGAGGAAUGUUUUGAGGAUGGUAAAACAGUGGAAAACAUCAAUCUUACAGGAUUAGAUAAUGAGACGGAAAUCCAGAUGGAUGAGGAUAGUGAUGAUGAUGUUGUUGAGAUUGAAAACCCUAAUCCUAUCAUGCCUGAACCUACUAUUGAGAUCUCUAGUGACACAGAAAUUGAGCCUGAGACUAACAAUGAUGAAGUGAACAGUGAGCUACAACAGAAUAAUGAGGAUAUGGAGUAUGAAUAUAUCCGGAGGAAGACUUUGAUGACAUCGAAGGCCAUGAGCACUCUCCACCAGUAUGUAGAGGAGGAUGGAUAGUAGAGUAGCAUUUAAAGACUUUUCUAAUAUAAUAGCUAGUGCUUAAUUUUAGUGAAGUAAAAAAGUAGCAAGCUACUAUUUAUGGUUUAGUAGUUGAUUUUGUGGUUUCUCGAAUAAAGUACGAUCCAAAGGAUGUAUUAUUUUCUCAAUUGAACUAAUAAAAGUUUAGAGUUCUUUCUUUUACCUCUAAUUCUAAGUUUACGUUCUCUUUGAGCGAUUGUCGCAAAAGAAUUUCAUGUGUUUCUUCAAUAAAAUCGUACUUGCAAGGUGGUUCAAUUCUUCACCACUUAAACGUUGUGAUGCGGAUUAAAGAGAGAAAGUGGCCCAAUAACAGGCGCCUAUCUUGCUCUAAGGGUCCGAAAUUUUCAUGCAUGUUGUGCUAAUUGUAUGACUUGUUAGUGCAAUGCUUUAGCAAGGCAGUGUCCAAACCCAGUUGUUAAAGUUAGUCUUUUUUUUAUUCAGGAGAAGGGAAAUGACUACCCAAGGGAUUGCCGAUGUGGUUAGGCAACUAGCUGAAGUAGUGCAGAACUUAGCACAGAAUAGGAAUAACCAGGGACUUGAUCUAGCUGGUGAGAUGUUUAAGAAGGUGGCCCAGAGUAAGCCUCCUUUGUAUCAAUGGG
Molecule: messenger RNA, 1496 nt
Organism: Spinacia oleracea (spinach)
Lineage: Eukaryota; Viridiplantae; Streptophyta; Magnoliopsida; Caryophyllales; Amaranthaceae
Exons: 2
Coding region: 199-876 (225 amino acids)
Source: RefSeq, a predicted model, not a curated record